Priceomyces carsonii is the source of this 1611-nucleotide messenger RNA. It is a transcript of the gene SKN7, whose product is annotated as kinase-regulated stress-responsive transcription factor. Gene Ontology annotation, molecular function: sequence-specific DNA binding; DNA-binding transcription factor activity; phosphorelay response regulator activity. The record is from RefSeq and is a predicted model, not a curated record. The transcript has a single exon. Gene Ontology annotation, biological process: regulation of DNA-templated transcription; phosphorelay signal transduction system. NCBI's taxonomy places the organism in Eukaryota, Fungi, Ascomycota, Pichiomycetes, Serinales, Debaryomycetaceae. Bases 1 to 1611 code for a protein of 536 amino acids.
AUGAGUAAUCCGACAUUACCCAAGACUGAGGAUAUGUCACAUCUGUCUUCGAACAGCUCUAAUCAAAGUGGGUCAAAUGAUUUUGUGAAGAAACUCUUUCAGAUGUUAAAGGAAGACACUUACAAGGAUAUCGUAAGAUGGACAACAAACGGUGAUAGUUUUGUUGUUCUCAAUACAAAUGAAUUUACUAAAGAUAUUUUGCCUCGACAUUUCAAACAUAGUAACUUUGCUAGUUUUGUGAGGCAGCUUAACAAAUAUGACUUUCAUAAGGUAAAAAUUCCGAACGAGGAGAAGCAAAGCUAUCAAUAUGGAGAAGAUGCAUGGGAAUUCAGGCACCCAGACUUUAGAAUAAAUGAUCAAGAGUCUUUAGAAAAUAUCAAAAGAAAAGGGCCGGGCUCGAAGAAGGGAGUUGGAACAAGCGAUCAUGGUAGUAAUAUGACCUCCUAUACCACUGCACAAAUUCAUCACAUGAACGAAUCUAUCGAACUAUUAAAGGCAGAAAAUAAGCAGCUACAUCAAGACAUGAGUAUACUUCAAGGUAAGUAUAAAACUUUGAUAGAAAAUAUAGUAUCAUUAAAUAAUGUUGAUGAGAGAUAUCACAGAUAUUUAAAUGUUUUAGCGACCUGUUUAGCUCAUGCUGGUAUUAAGGUACCACCGCUAGACUUUCCAAAUCCCAAUUUGGUUAACCUUCAACAGCCUCCAUUAUCUCAUUCAACUGCAGCCAAUACGCAACCGCCCCAGCCUCCAUCUACCACUUUGAAUCAUCAGAUGUCACCACCAUUAGCAGGCGCACACCCUAAUAACAAUUCAAUGCCACUAAAUGCAUUUGAUCAGCAAUUUAUGUCACAGCCUUUGCAGCCGCCUUUACAUUUGCAAGCACGAACACCUCUGUCAGGCGAAGGUCUUGCUGCCAAAUCACAGUCUUCACCGCAGAUUACUACUGCUGCUUCAGAAUCUCCUGCAUUAGGCUCUAACCUGAAUACAACUGAUUCCCACAGAAGACUAUCUAGAGAUGCGCCUUCGGAGAUAGUCACAACAACUAACAUACCGAAUCCAAAAUUUCAUGUUCUAUUAGUUGAAGAUGACAAUGUUUGUAUCCAGCUUUGUCGAAAGUUUUUGGUUAAAUACGGUUGCCAAGUAACUGUCGUCACAGAUGGAUUGAAUGCCAUAUCAACUUUAGAACACACCAAGUACGAUCUUGUUCUAAUGGAUAUUGUUAUGCCUAAUUUGGAUGGUGCCACCGCUACAAGUGUGAUACGAUCCUUUGAUACUAGGACUCCUAUAAUAGCUAUGACAGGUAACAUUGAGGACAAUGAUUUGGUGACAUAUUUACAGAAUGGAAUGUCUGAUAUCUUGGCUAAGCCGUUCACAAAAGAUGAUUUAUAUUCAAUAUUAAGUAAGCAUCUUUUAGAAACUGGACAGAAAAAUGAUAUUUCUCAGUUGCAGGGCCCACCACAAGAAACAUUAGCAUUGCCCCAAGAACAACAGCGACAAGCACAACAGGCCUCACAACAGGGUCCACCCCAAACGUCUAACAUUGCUUCCUCCAUUGGUCAAACUUCAGGUCCCAAUGGAGAAGAUCAAAUGUUAAAAAAACAAAGGUUGUCAUGA